CAGUUAAUGCAGUGCCAGUCAGUAGCAGUGCAUGCAUAUAGAAAAAAAAAUAAUCAAAAAUUAUCCUGGCGGUGCGGUUGGUGAGAAAGAAGAAACCGGUCAACAGGAAAACAUUACCACAGUGCAUCAUUUUCGUCCCGAAUCUAUAGUGAAAACCGCAUUGCAUCACUGCUCGGCCGGCUGGUUGGCGAAUUAUGUGUUGAAAGGCUAAGGUUUGUGUAGGGAAAUUGGAGCAUUUUGUAGACGAUGGAUUUUUUAUUGCUCCUGGGCGUGGUAGUGGCCAUCUAUGGAGUCCUAUUGUUUUUCGAUAACUUUUUCAAGAGCUGUAUGCGCUAUCCUUAUGAGGCGUUCCUAAAGGGGACGGGUUUAUCGGUGAAAUUCCUCCGGUUACAGUGGCACACGACGGCUCUCAAUCGAUCCAUUGUCAAAUGGAGUACGGCUUAUCCGAAAUUGCUGGAUCUGAAUUUUAGCUUAGGAGUUUACUUGUCGAUUUUGCUCAUGCCACUUGCGUCACUACUAAUCAUUGUGUCCGCUUUUCAUACGAAGAGUUCCGGCAAGACGAGUUCGGAUGGUGCCGCAGGGGUUUCCAAGGCAGUGGCCGAAUCCGUAUCGUUGGAUUUGCUCAUUCCGGGAGUUAAUCUGCCAUUGAAUGAAAUUGGAUACUACAUCGCGGCAUUGGGGAUCAACAGUGUUGUGCACGAAUUGGGCCACGGGUUGGCCGCAGUGCUGGAGGAUGUUCCAAUCAAGGGCUUUGGAUUCCACGUAAUGUUGAUCAUUCCGAUGGCCUACACUCAGCUGGACUCGGACCAGCUAAAUGCGUUGAAGACGUGGAAGAGGUUGAAGGUGCUAUGUGCCGGGAUUUGGCACAAUCUGCUGCUGGGUGCUUUCACGUAUUUGCUGUUCGUCACAACUCCGGUGAUGCUGUCGGCGAUUUACCGGGUGAAUGAAUCCGUGAUGGUGACCCACAUCAAGAACAACUCUCCGCUGCUGGGAGCACGAGGACUGGAAGAAGGGGACAUCAUUACCGCAAUCAACAGUUGCGAAGUCCGCAACGAGGCAUCCUGGUACGACUGUCUGCUGGAAUCACUCCAUUCCCAGCCAUCGUACUGCAUUUCCCCAGACUUUGUCCACCUGAAUGACGAAUCGGUUCCAAUAUCACACAAAAACGAUGGCCUCAUCGAGUGCUGCAGCGUGGACAACACAGCCUCCAACUGCUUCGAGUACAUGGUCGAUGUGAACGAAGAGGACGUGGCCCUUCCGCAGCACAUGUGUCUCAACAUCCGAAAGGUGGUUGAAAACUCCUUUGGGUACUGCCAUCAGAAGCCCAUCUGCUCCGAAGGUCAUUGUUUCAAACCGAUGAUCAACAAUUUUACGACCAUUCUGCAAAUCCGGAGGGACCGCAAACCGGACGUAAUCUACAUUGGCCACCCGGCGGACCUCACCCGAACGAUCCGAAUAUCACAAUUCGUUCCGAAGACGUCCAUCUUUCGGCCCGGUUUCGCCGACGACAUCCAACUGCUGCUCAAGUACGUGACGGUGUUUGCCCUCGGUCUCUCGGUCAUCAAUGUGAUACCCUGCUUCGGCUUCGACGGGCAGCACAUCGUCAGUGCGCUGCUGACGAACGGGCUGGUCGUUAGCCGGGUGCCACAGAAAAGCAAACGGGACGUGAUUGCACUGUGCAUCAACAUCGUUGGGACGCUGUUUGUGUUUAUUCUGCUGACCAAGGUCUUCUGGCAGAUGCUGUUCAAGGCCUUGUGGCAGUAGGUGUGGGGUGGGUGGGGAGAGAAUAGAGAGAAAGAAUCUGAACUUUGUACAACUGACAGUGCACUGUGGUCCAGUGAGUAGAUUUACGGGAAAAAGUGUUUGAGCGUGAACAUUAUGUUUUAUGUUCUUUCAAAAUCUUUUGUUUCAAUUGUUAUCUAUUCCCAGUAAGUAAAAUUAUUUUUAUUAGUCUUUGAUCCAGUAAGGCCUUCAAAAAGAAAAUGAAUAUGCAUGGAAAUCAAUAUAAAACAGUAGACGUUCGAUCGGUGCAUACAAUAACGAGUUUUUACUGCAAGCUCGGUAAAGUGCAACAAAUGUGCAGUUAUCGCACCGCCAAUCGUAAAAAUGGUGCGUCAUAUUGGUCCUUAUAUACACUAAGUGUACAAUCUUGAAAGAAUUUCACAUUCAUUUAUGGUGAAGGUUGCCAGCGUUCACUUUCUAAACAGUGCAGUUUGCCUCGCAUUUUCUGGAGCACAAAUCUGAAGACCAGACUCGGUGUUCAAUGCGAGUAAGCAAGUAACGAGUAACAUUUCUAGAUCAGUUUGUUUGACGGAUCUCCAGAUUUCUGCUCGAGAAAAAUCGAGUGGAACGAAAGGCGACCAUGUAGCGGCCAUCUUUGUACAGUCAACUUUCGCUUGUUACACUAAGCUCUUAGGGGCUGUCCAUAAAC
Messenger RNA from Aedes albopictus (Asian tiger mosquito), 2431 nucleotides. RefSeq names its product membrane-bound transcription factor site-2 protease. Gene Ontology annotation, cellular component: membrane; cytoplasm. The record is from RefSeq and is a predicted model, not a curated record. Gene Ontology annotation, molecular function: metalloendopeptidase activity; protein binding. Gene Ontology annotation, biological process: regulation of response to endoplasmic reticulum stress; membrane protein intracellular domain proteolysis. The coding region runs from base 247 to 1764 and encodes 505 amino acids. NCBI's taxonomy places the organism in Eukaryota, Metazoa, Arthropoda, Insecta, Diptera, Culicidae. The transcript is spliced from 3 exons.